CGUUAUUGAAAAACGUAAGAAAAUUAAAAACUUAACGUGAGCCGCUUUUCCGGCGCAAAAACGCGUCGCAGACGGGAUUCUUUUGACAGAAGCACGGCUUGCUCCAGCUUGACCUACCCGAACCUCUAUAUCUCGUACAAGAACUGUUCGUACCUCUUCGUCACCAAUGUAAUCCGGAUCAAGUGCAUCAAGAGCAGCAGAUCCCGCUGCAAGAGAGGUAAAUCACAGUAGGAGCCUCACCACCACAUCACCAACCCCUCGCAUCUCGUCGUUAACAACAUCUUCUCGGCUUAACUGGCAAGGCCGAAAAAUAAGGAAUGGAUUUGGACAGCAUUUGGCAUGAUUUGGGCCAAUAUGGCAAAUACCAAUUCAUCAACAACAUCUUACUCGGACUUGCCAUCUGCUUUUCGGCCACCUCCUCUAUGAGCUACGUUUUUACCGCUGGAGACCUCGACUACAGGUGCCGGAUUCCGGACUGCGACAAUGUUGAAGGGAGGCUGGAAUUCCUACCGCAGUGGCUACGAUUCGCAGUACCGUUCAAGUCGGAGGCGGAGGAGGUGCCAUCCAAAUGCGACCGAUUCACGACUGCGCCCGACUUCCAGGACGAUCUCAACGUCAUCGACGCUUGCCCAUCGGCUCGAUUCAGAGCCAAUGAGACUGAGCGCUGCUCCCACUGGGUCUUCAAAGACACAGAGAACACCAUAUUAAAAGAGUUUGAUUUGAUGUGCGACAACAACAGAUGGAAACUGACACUCGUAGGAACAGUGAACAACAUUGGGCAGUUUGUCGGUCUCCCAAUAGGCGGAAUGAUAUCGGACGCGUACGGUAGGAGAUUCCUUAUGGUGACGGGAACUCUUUUAUCGGCCAUGUUUGGAAUUAUGCGCGCUUUUUCAACGAACUACAUAAUGUUUCUAGUCUUUGAAUUCCUAGACGCUGUGGCUUCAACAGGCGUCUUCGGGGCAGUAUUUAUAAUUGGCUUGGAGUUGGUUGGUCCGAGUAAACGCGUCCUAAGUUCAACCAUUCUGAGUUGCUUUUUCCCUAUCGGCGAGGUGCUUAUGGGUUUGGUGAUGUGGUGGCUACAAGACUGGCGAUCAUUUUUAUUGGCAGUCUACUUGCCAGGACUGUUCUUCGUAUCAUAUUUUUGGAUUACACCGGAGUCUAUUCGAUGGUUAGCAAUGAAAAAUCGCUAUAAAGAAGUUGUAUCUAUUAUUCGAAGCAUUGAAAUAGCUAAUGAUAAAAAAUUGUCGGAAAACUUAGAAAAUAAGUUGGACUUACUACCACUAGAUAAUCGCACUAUUCCUGAUAUCACUGAAAUUAAAAUUAUAGAUGAGAAAAUCGUGGAGAAGAAACAAGAAAGUGGACUAGAAUCGAAAAAGGAAGUAGACAGCACUAGCUCAUCAAGCUCCAGCUCUGCAUUCAGCAAAAUCUUCCAGUCCAGAGCCAUCAUGCUCAGAGUCCUGAACUGUUCCUUCUGCUGGAUGACAAAUACUUUCGUUUUUUAUGGUCUCUCUCUAAAUGCCACGGACAUUGCCGGGAACAAAUACCUGAACUACAUCGCCGUGAGCUGUGCUGAGCUUCCUGCUUUCAUAGGCACUUACUUUCUCAUGGAUAGGGUGGGCAGAAGGCCUGCCCAGAGUCUAAGUCUCUCUGUUUGUGGUCUCGUCUGCAUUGCAUUUGCUUUCGUCCCAGCAGAGAUGGUAAUUGUUCGUAUGAGUUUAUUCCUGAUUGGGAAACUUAUGAUAACCAUGUCGUUCACUAUAAUCUACGUUUUCACGAUAGAGAUGUUCCCAACGGAACUGCGACACUCUUUGCUCGGCACCUGUUCCAUGCUCGGCAGAUUUGGAUCCAUGAUUGCUCCUCAAACACCGCUCCUCGCAACAUAUUUUGGAACGUACGUGCCUGUUCUACUAUUUGGCGCAGUCUCGCUAACGUCAGGCGCCCUUGCUAUGCUCUUCCCGGAAACCCUGAACCAGAAAUUGCCGGACACCGUGGAAGAUGCUAAAAACAUGGACAAGAAAUGAUGAAACAAAGAAGGGUGGUUUGUUCUACUUCUGCGGGCGGAGGUCUGACAAAAGUAUCCUGUGAUUGAGUCACCCGGUACGCCUGUCGCGUCGUGAAGAAAAGUAACAUCCAUGCAUGAUUGCAUGAGGCGUGCUUUAUUAAUACCUCUCAGAUUACAAA
This is a messenger RNA of Bemisia tabaci, 2181 nucleotides long. The record is from RefSeq and is a predicted model, not a curated record. NCBI's taxonomy places the organism in Eukaryota, Metazoa, Arthropoda, Insecta, Hemiptera, Aleyrodidae.